UCCUCGGGCAGUUUAUUUCUAAUGAUGUUUAAUAGACAGCUUGUCGUCGUCCGUCCACCCGUCUGGCAAUAGAUAAUAUCUAGACCUCAUUAUUCCCUAUUUUCUGUCUUCCUUACUAUCAAUUGUCUUGUUCAACAAUUGAACGUCAUGUUUGCUAGGCGCUGUUCCCGGCUGGUCGCCACGAAGACGGCCGUCCCUUUGACAUCCUACCUUUCUAGAGUCGGCAGGCCGUACUCUUCUGCUGCACCAGCUUACGAGAACAUCCUGACGGAAACACCAAGGCCAGGUGUUGGUCUCAUUACUCUCAACCGUCCCAAGGCUCUCAAUGCCCUCUCCAGCUCCGUUUUCAAGGAGAUCAACGAUGCACUUUCCAAGUACGAGGAGGACAAGGAUAUUGGCGCCAUCAUCAUAACUGGCAGCGAGAAGGCCUUUGCUGCCGGUGCCGAUAUCAAGGAAAUGGCUCCUCUGACCUUCUCCUCUGCCUUCUCCAACAACUUCAUCGCCCCCUGGUCUCAUCUGGCAAACAACAUUCGCAAGCCGGUUAUCGCGGCUGUUUCUGGCUAUGCUUUGGGUGGUGGCUGUGAGCUGGCCCUCAUGUGUGACAUUAUCUACUGCACCUCGAAGGCCACAUUUGGCCAGCCAGAGAUCAAGCUGGGUAUCAUUCCCGGCGGUGGUGGCUCUCAGCGCCUGACACAAGCCGUGGGGAAGAGCAAGGCUAUGGAGCUCAUCCUGACGGGCAAGAACUUCAGCGGAAAGGAGGCCGGCGAAUGGGGUGUCGCUGCUAAGGUGGUCGACGGUGGAAAGGACGAACUCCUGGAGGAAGCCCUUAAGACUGCCGAGACAAUUGCCAGCUACAGCAAGGUCGCCGUUCUGGCUGCCAAGGAAGUAGUCAACAAGAGCCAGGAGCUCUCUCUCAAGGAAGGUGUUGAGUAUGAGAGACGCAUCUUCCACGCUCUAUUUGGCACCAGGGAUCAGAAGAUCGGAAUGACGGCUUUCGCGGAGAAGAAGAAACCGGAAUGGUCAAACGAAUAGACAAACUAUGUCUUGACUGGGAUCUGUAUUGUAGCGCUACAUAACAAUGUGACGAUUCUGAUUUGCAUACCUUCUCUUCAGGUCAGAUCUUUAACGACUUGCCACUUCACACGAUCGCCCAGGAGACACCGAAGGUCAUAACCCAUUGUU
Paecilomyces variotii is the source of this 1182-nucleotide messenger RNA. RefSeq names its product enoyl-CoA hydratase/isomerase family protein. The record is from RefSeq and is a predicted model, not a curated record. Gene Ontology annotation, cellular component: mitochondrion. The coding region runs from base 148 to 1032 and encodes 294 amino acids. Gene Ontology annotation, biological process: fatty acid beta-oxidation. The transcript has 4 exons. Gene Ontology annotation, molecular function: enoyl-CoA hydratase activity. NCBI's taxonomy places the organism in Eukaryota, Fungi, Ascomycota, Eurotiomycetes, Eurotiales, Thermoascaceae.